Messenger RNA from Cajanus cajan (pigeon pea), 2433 nucleotides. RefSeq names its product putative receptor-like protein kinase At5g18500. The record is from RefSeq and is a predicted model, not a curated record. Gene Ontology annotation, molecular function: protein kinase activity; ATP binding. Gene Ontology annotation, biological process: protein phosphorylation. Lineage: Eukaryota; Viridiplantae; Streptophyta; Magnoliopsida; Fabales; Fabaceae.
AACAGCAAAGAAAGUUUCCACUUUGAUGCUUAUUUUUUACCACAUGGCAAUGUGAGUCCAUGUCACUUCCCUAUCACCUACCACUGAUAAUUCCAUGCCUUGUUAAUAACCCCAUUUCCCUCUUCUCACAAUUUCAUGUCCCUCCUCUCUUCUCCAAUUCCCUCCAACAACUGGGUCGGUGCCUUUUUCAUUUCAUCAAGUGGUUUUCAGGAGGGGAAUGCUUAUGCUCUGAAAAGCUCCAUUUUUUAUAUCGAAAUAACAGACCCAUUGGCACAUUUGAGGAAUCCCACAAACCAAAAUCAUAUUUUGACAAUGGGGUUUUGCUGGGCAUGUGCCAGUGGGUUCACAUCCAAGAGAAUUCUGAGUGCAUAAGAGAUCUAGUGUUUAAGUGGAUUCAGGGUCUCAAAAGAGGCUGCAGAAAACUCUGAGAAGGAUUUAGGUUGUCAGCAGUUUCUCUCUUUAAAUCUCUGCCAAGUUGCUGGAUUGUCACAGCUACAAAUGGCGUCUGAUCUAAGUUCGGGGUUGUCCAAACAAACGUCUGUUUUUGGGUUGAAAGCAUGGGAAUUAAUGGGGAUAAUAGUUGGGUUGUUCAUUAUAAUCAUUCUUGUGGUGAUAUCAAUAUGUCUUACUUCAAGAAAGAAAUCUAGAAGAGUCAAUGGCAUGCUUCCCCUCAGCCAUAUGUUAUCUGUUUCCGAAGAGAUCAAGGAAAUUAGAGUUGAUCAGGUCUCAUCCAAUAAUCAUCCUCAGAAUGGAGCUUUUAUGAGUUUGUAUGACAGGUUUAGCGAUAAGGACUCUGAAAAGGUUUUGAUCCAUGCAAAGAAUGGGGAAAAUAGCAGUCAAUCAGGCUCAUUUGUUCAUCUUAAGAAAGAUGAUGGCUCUCAAUCAGGUGAAGAAAGUGGUGCUAAGUCUGUUUCCACUUACAGGUCUUCUUCGCAUCCUAUAACUGCGCCAUCCCCCUUGUCUGGUCUACCUGAAUUCUCUCACCUUGGUUGGGGACACUGGUUUACAUUAAGGGACCUAGAACUUGCAACAAACAGGUUUUCAAAAAGCAAUGUUAUUGGUGAAGGUGGAUAUGGAGUUGUUUAUCAAGGCCAGCUAAUCAAUGGGAGUCCUGUGGCUGUUAAGAAGCUACUCAAUAAUCUAGGACAAGCUGAAAAGGAAUUUAGAGUGGAAGUUGAGGCUAUUGGUCAUGUGCGGCACAAGAACUUGGUUAGACUUUUGGGCUAUUGCAUUGAAGGCACUCACAGGUUGUUGGUUUACGAGUAUGUUAACAAUGGAAAUUUAGAGCAAUGGCUUCAUGGAGCUAUGCGGCAGUAUGGUUUUCUUACUUGGGAUGCUCGGAUUAAAAUUCUUCUUGGAACAGCUAAAGCGCUGGCUUACUUGCAUGAGGCAAUUGAGCCAAAAGUUGUACAUAGAGAUAUUAAGUCGAGCAAUAUUCUAAUUGAUGAUGACUUCAAUGCCAAAAUAUCUGACUUUGGUCUGGCUAAGUUACUAGGUGCUGGAAAAAGUCACAUCACAACUCGAGUAAUGGGUACUUUCGGAUAUGUGGCUCCAGAAUAUGCAAACUCUGGAUUACUAAACGAGAAAAGUGAUGUUUAUAGCUUUGGAGUAUUGCUCCUUGAAGCAAUUACCGGAAGAGACCCAGUGGAUUAUAGCCGACCUGCAGCUGAGGUAAAUUUGGUCGACUGGCUCAAGAUGAUGGUUGGGAAUAGGCGUGCAGAAGAGGUGGUGGACCCUAACAUUGAGACCAGGCCAUCAACAAGUGCCCUUAAACGUGCACUUUUGACUGCUUUGAGGUGUGUUGAUCCAGAUUCUGAGAAAAGACCAAAGAUGAGUCAAGUUGUCCGCAUGCUUGAAUCAGAGGAAUAUCCCAUACCCCGAGAGGAUCGAAGACGCCGAAAGAGUCAGGCAGGGAAUAUGGAGCUGGAGAGCCAGAAGGAGACUUCUGAUACAGAAAAGAGUGACAAUCCAGACUCUAAGUCCAAUGGCAGAAGGAACCAAAGGAAGUAGAGCCAUGAAUAUGAAAGCUAAAGGUACGAAUUCCAGGAUAAGGUACACCAUUGAAGGGAAAUUUUUGCAUUGUUUUGAGCUUGAGUUUGGAUAACUGCCACGGUUGACAUCAAAGACAUGGAACAGGAACGAGAUACUUUGGGAUGGUUUGUAUACCUAUUUUGUUGUUAUAGCAUAGAUGUAGAUGAUAGGAUGUAGAUUAUUAUUGUGUAUUAAUGUGGGAUUAAAAAGAUCCUUUACACUAUUGUGUACAGCUCAUUGCUAUUCAUACAUUCCCUUUGUCAUUUUAUUUGUUUCACCACUUGUUAGGAUCAUGAAGGAAUUGAUGUUUCCUUGUGUAAGAUGACAAGAAAAAAAUACCAAAGCGUGAAAGACAAAAGAUGUGGUUAUUGUCUAUAAUUACAGUGAUGAAUUUCUUGAUUA